Molecule: messenger RNA, 956 nt
Organism: Rubroshorea leprosula
Lineage: Eukaryota; Viridiplantae; Streptophyta; Magnoliopsida; Malvales; Dipterocarpaceae
Source: the annotation of a GenBank genome assembly
GACGACGGCGAAGACGGUAACGCCUGUGAAGAAGGAGAGCUCGGAUUCGAGUCUGUUUGGUAGAGGCCGGUAUAAGUUCUGGGCGUUAGCAGCCAUUCUGUUGCUAGCGUUCUGGUCCAUGCUUACUGGCACCGUAACCCUCCGGAGGUCCGCCGGUAAUCUUAACCGCCUUUCGGAUGAUCUCGAGCCUCCUAUCCACGACGAUCUCGACGUUCUCGAAAUGGAGGAGAGGGAGAAGGUGGUGAAGCAUAUGUGGGAUGUGUAUACUAAUGGCCGUCGGAUCAGAUUAACGAGGUUUUGGCAGGAGGCCUUUGAGGCGGCGUACGAGGACUUGACCAGUGAUGUGCCUGGGGUGAAGGAGGCUGCAAUCACUGAGAUCGCCAAGAUGUCUGUACGCUCUGUCAUUCUCGAUCCUCUUCCUGUCCAAUCGACGAAUGCAAGAGAACUGACUAAGACUAUGAAGCAAGCAGAGAAAGGUGGAAGCAAGGUAACUUCACUUAGGAAAGGUCAAUGAUGCAAAGAAUUCUUCUGAGGAUCUGAGGCUUCAUAUCUUGAUUAUUUUGUACUCUCAGUUACUCAUAUGCUGCCCGAAGUUUGUUAGAGGUGGUAGUUGGCAGGCAGGCAAAAGCGAAACCAUGGUUCUUCAUGUUUUUAUAUGACAGGAACGACCAUGUAUUUAGUUUAGUUAGGUUCUUAUUCUUUCAAAUUUUGCCAUCACAAUUUGUUAUGCGUGUGACAGAAUUUGGAAAGUGAAAGAAUUUUCAUUAGAGUUCUUUGAUACAAAUUCAAGUAAAAGGAGAUUUUCGAACCGUUUCUUUGUUCUCAUGACUUGCUCGUAUAUUUCUUGUUUGUUAGUUAACGUGUAACUGUUUAUAGCUGUGUCUCCAUAUAUAUGACUUGGGAGUUGUUUGGGAUUUCUGUGAUGAUGAUCGCUUCAAAAAAAAGUGUGGUAUAUU